Molecule: messenger RNA, 1032 nt
Organism: Exophiala aquamarina CBS 119918
Lineage: Eukaryota; Fungi; Ascomycota; Eurotiomycetes; Chaetothyriales; Herpotrichiellaceae
Exons: 3
Coding region: 1-1032 (343 amino acids)
Source: RefSeq, a predicted model, not a curated record
AUGGACUUAUCGAAUUCUAUACCACAAAGUAUGGAGGGGCCGGAAGAUACCCUAGAUGAUCAUACAAAGACAAAACCCAACAGGCCUCGUAGCGUGGAUGUCCGACCCAAUAGCAUCCUGGGGGAUUUCGAGAGUGUAGACAAGAUCGUCGUGUAUGCUUUCGGUGCAUUUGAUCGAUAUUAUAUUUGUUGGCAGGACAAAACCGGAGCAUAUCAACAAGAAAGGCAUGGCCUUCCAAAAGUACUCGACGACUGGCUCUUUCCCGCAAACGGGGGUACGAGAGACCUUUCGACACUGCAGGUCUCACUUGGUCACUACGACGAAUUCUUUGCAUUUGACAAGUUCGAGCGCAUAGCUCACAAGAACACGGAGUUCCGAGAGAACGCAAAUAACAUGAGCCAACGCUGUUCUUCCCCAGAUACCAGCGAUUCCAAGGCAUUACCAGAGCAGCGCAGGAAAUCACAUACAUUCUCCUAUUCAGAUCCCGGUCCAGAGUCACGGACAGAUUUCAUAAGACGAAGGAGCACAACCCCGAAGGGAUCGAGGCCGCGCAGCAUAGCCAUAGCGGGAGCGUUUGCGAUGAAGUCAUGGCACGAUAGAAAGCAAAGUCAAGAUAACCAGCUGAGAAGACUGGAAACAAGCGGAGCUUCGCCUCCAAGGAUGUCCAGACAAUAUCAACCUGCACCUGCAAGGCACUAUGCGUAUUCAGAUGCGGGAGUGCAGACUGACAUGGUUGACAACGAAGACGUCGUCCUUGCUUACUCGUUGCACAGCCUGGCAGCCGGUCAGUCAGUGCCUGACUUACGGCGAGCCCAGCGGUCGAACGUAUCUUCAAUUUCUUCGUUCAACUCACUGCUUUCCGAUGAUUCAAUUGCAACGGACCUUUCCACGUCGUCUUUUUCUAGCACUUCUUCAGCUUUUUUGAGAAACCCUGUCUGCAUGGGGGUCAUGCAACAGUACUUCAGAGAGAGUCAGUAUCGAUUGGGAGAUGCACUGACCAAAGCACCUGUAAUGGGCAUUGGCGCCCAUUAG